AUGGAUAUAAUCGGUAACUAUGGCAGAGCUUCAGGUCAAGAGGUUAAUCUGGCUAAAUCAUCCAUUAUGUUUGGCAAAAAGGUAACUCCGGAUAUUCGAACCCAUUUGAAAUCAGUUAUUGGGAUUUCUAAGGAGGGUGGUAUGGGUUCUUACUUGGGUAUUCCUGAGAAUCUUCAAGGUUCGAAAACUAAGGUUUUUAGCUACAUUAAGGAUCGGCUGGAUGAUCGUGUUAAUGGCUGGACUGCAAAGUGCUUGUCGAAGGGCGAACUAACAUCUAAAUUGACAAGUGCAAUUUCCACUUUCUGGUGGAAAUCCAAUGAUAAGGCCCGUGGUAUGCAUUGGGUUGCUUGGGAUAAAUUAUGUAAAGAUAAAGCUGAAGGGGGACUUAGUUUCCGAGCUCUGGAACAAUUUAAUGAGGCUAUGUUGGCCAAACAGUUUUGGCGUUUAAUUCACUAUCCAACGUCUUUAAUGGCUAGGGUGAUUAAAAGUCGAUAUUUCAGGAACAAACAUCCUCUUAUGGCAAAAAAACCAUAUAAUCCGUCAUUUGCUUGGAGAAGUAUUUAUUCCAUCAAGGGGUUGGUGGAGCAGGGAGCGAGAUGGGCGGUAGGCUCUGGCAAUUCCAUUUCGGUUUGGCGUGAUCCAUGGAUACCGGAUAUUUUCCCUAGACCGGCGAAUGGUCGAGGGAGGUUGUGGCUUCCGAGUGUAAUGGUUAAUCAUUUAAUUAACCCGGAGACUAAGGAUUGGCAUCUACCUACUUUGGAGGAGUUUUUUGAUCCGGGGGAUAUACAACUUAUUCGUAGUUUGCCGUGGAGAGCUUACAACGCUCCUGUUGGGAGCACGGAGUCAUCAUCGGAGUAUAUCCCCUCUACAUGCAGAACUACAAGCGCUGAUCUGGGCUAUGGAGUAUUUACUUGUGGCUGGAGUCGAUUGUCAGGCUUUUGA
This is a messenger RNA of Camelina sativa (false flax), 942 nucleotides long. The record is from RefSeq and is a predicted model, not a curated record. NCBI's taxonomy places the organism in Eukaryota, Viridiplantae, Streptophyta, Magnoliopsida, Brassicales, Brassicaceae.